AUGAGUGAUCUGUCGUCAUUAGUGCGUACUUGUGAUUUAGACGAUAGGGUUGGGGUGACAAUAAUAGAAUCUGAUAGUGAAAGUGACUUAAGCGCCAAGGGUUCGUAUCCAUUGGAGCUGAAUAGUAGACGGAAGCCAUCGAAACGGGUACGUAGAGCCUCAGAAACACUAGUUAUUGAACCGGCGUGCGAUUUGCCUACACCUGUGGUUGAGAAGAACCCUGCUUCAAUUUUAAAGACGAUAGAUCUUCUGGGGAUCAAACUCGACUACGGCUUAUCGGAGAGCAUCUUUUUACGAGUUCCAUUGCCGGGAGAGCGAGCUGAUGGAGCUGGCUGUGACGAAAUUGUCGUUUACAAAGAUUUCUUCGCAUCAGGUCUACGAGAAGUGAUUCCAUCUUUAGUAAUUGAAGUUGCUGCACUCCUCAAGGUCUCUCCUGGCCAAUUCUCUCCGACAAUGUGGGCGACACUGAUUGCUAUUCAAGCUUUUGGAGAGUUGUUCUCUGUUGAGAUUGGAUUAGAUGCGAUUCUAUACGCGUAUAGCCUUAGAAACUGCUCAAAAGAGGAGAGCAGGUUUAAGAUGCAUCCACGCCAGACUCCUCUGGUUCGCGCCAGCCCUGAACCUCUUGACCGUGAUUGGAAGAAAAGAUACUUGUUCAUGAAAGUCAGUACUAAUCCGGGCUUUCCUAUUUCUUGGCACCGGCGAGUCAUUCUCACCGGACGUUGCGAAUCAGGAGAAAGUAAGGCUAACAAGGUGACCGAGCAUCCCGUCGAACAUCGUUGUGUGGAAUUCCUGACCAGCGAGUUUGUUCUUCCUGUGACUACUAUCCGGGGCUACGAUAUCAUGGCGAAUCAACCUGGGCUAGGAGAUAGAGCCUUCCAAUUGUUCAUGAAAGCAGGCGAGGCUAAGCUCAACAAAUCAGAACAUUCGCAGGGGCCAACUUCUAGCGAUGAUGCACUAGGCAUCAAUGGUAAGCGCAAGACUCCUGAGGCUACGACUACUCUCUCGAUAACACGAGGACCUAAAGCUACUUACAGUGAUAGUGAUGGGAUGCCGUUGUCAUCUCAAUCCGAGGCAGUAGCUUCUCUGAACCCUUCUGCGUCUGCUGGAGGAACAACAAAAUCCGAGUUGUCAGAGUCCUUGAAAGAUGUCGGAAUGAGCGUCGGUCUAGAGAGACUUCAGUCCAGCCUUCAAACGGCCAGUACCUUGUGUCACCACCUCCAAGGCCAGUCGUCGUCUUUCACAGAAGAACUGAAGCAUGAACGUCAUCUGGUUGCUGGUUUGCGUCAGGAGCUCAGUAUUGAGAGAGAGAGUGUGAAAAAUGCUGAUUCUGCAAUUGCUUCUAAGGAUGCAUGCAUGGCAAAGUUUGAGAGGAAGGUGGAGGGCUUUGAAGCGGAAGUGGCCAAAAUGAAAGCUGAUUACAUCACUUUGGGGAAGGAGAACUCUUCUUCCAAAGAAGAGCUUCGUCAAGUGAAGGAUUCCUCAAAAGAAGAGGUGGUUUAUGCUGAAAGCUGGGGUAUGGUCGUUGCGAGAUGGGAGCUUAUGCGAGAUUGGGUUGAGGGCAAGUCCACUGGUUGGGAUUUAGUAGCUGCGGACCGAGAGUAUAGGCAAGCUGUGACGAUGGAUGCGAAAAUCAAGGGUCUGGAACCACCUACUUUUGGAGCUCCGCUUGAUGCCCGAGUUAUCUCAGAUCCAAUAGCCCCCACGUAG
Messenger RNA from Microthlaspi erraticum, 1707 nucleotides. Lineage: Eukaryota; Viridiplantae; Streptophyta; Magnoliopsida; Brassicales; Brassicaceae. The record is from the annotation of a GenBank genome assembly.